Molecule: messenger RNA, 2812 nt
Organism: Salvelinus sp. IW2-2015
Lineage: Eukaryota; Metazoa; Chordata; Actinopteri; Salmoniformes; Salmonidae
Source: RefSeq, a predicted model, not a curated record
AUGGAAACCCACCGGGACCCGAGAGAUCAGCCGCGUAAGGAGUGCACUGUAGGAAGCUACUGCCACAGCCCUCAGCAAGCACCCUCCCGCUGUCUCACCUGCCGACGGAGGAAGAAGCGUUGCCAUAGAGACGCCAUGUGCUGCCCCAGCAACCGCUGCAGCAACUAUAUCUGUGUCCCUAUCUCGGAGAGCGUCCUCUCACCUCACAUCUCAGCCUUGGACGACCACAACAAGCUCUCCACCAAGGACAGCACUUCCAUGUUAAGACUCCUUUCUCUCCCUCCCUUGACCAGGACACGAGGCGACCCGUGCCUGCGCUCGUCGGACUGCUCCGUGGGCUACUGCUGCGCUCGCCACUUCUGGACCAAGAUCUGCAAGCCGGUGCUGCGGCAGGGCGAGGUGUGCACCAAGCAGAGGAAGAAGGGCUCCCACGGCCUGGAGAUCUUCCAGCGCUGCGACUGUGCCAAGGGCCUCUCCUGCAAGGUCUGGAAGGACGCCACCUCCUCCUCCAAGUCCAGGCUUCACAUGUGCCAGAGGAUCUGAAGGGUGAGGCAGGGCUGUCUGCCGAGGCCUUUCUCUUGUCUUCCUCCGACCUGCUUUCGGGGGAGGAGAACCAGGAGUGACAUGAGAGAGAGACUUGGAAAGAGAGAUUAAGAGAGAGAAUGGAAGAUGCUAAGGGCUGGUUGAUACCCAGCAAAACUAAAGCAAAGAAGAAGGUUCUUCUGAGAACAUUUGGCACCGUUCCAUGUAUGAUUCUUCCUGUUUGGUUGUGUUCCAGCUCAGAACAUUCCACACAGUUCUGAGAAUGUUGCGUUCAUCGUUAAGUUGUGCAGCGGGUUCUCGAGGACUUUAUGCAAAAUAACUUCUUUAUGUCGAAGGCUCUUCACAAAGUUGGAUGUGGUUUAUGUACAAGUUCCUUAAAAUCUUGCAUAUAUUUUCACAUCAUGAAAAGAAAAGACAUAUCUUUAUUACAGCCAUCAUUAACCAACGGCAUAGAAACAUCAUCCUCUUCCUAUCUAUCCUGAUGAAGGCAAGACUGCUGUGAUGCACCCUUCGUUUACUAGUUAUGUUUGUUUUUGGCACAUAUUUCACAUAUGAUAUUUUCACACUAAGGGAACCCCAGCUAACCGAUACAAGCGCUAUUGUAAUCUCACUAUUCUGAUUAUAUUUGUAGCGUUCACUCCAAUAGUGUAACCAAUGUGGAAUCUCCAAACGAAUAGCCGCCUACAAUAACAAUGACUCUCAAACCAACAUGUAGGCUCAACCAUGCUAGUAAAGAACAAAAAGCAUAUAUGUUUUGUAUAGAUUAUGAACAUAGAUAUACAGGUAACUGCCAAAAUAAAGGAACAACAACAUAAAGUGUUUCAACAGGUCGUUGAGCCACCGCGAUCCAGAACAGCUUCAGUGCACCUCGCAUAGAUUUGACAAGUGUCUGGACUCUAUUGGAGGGAUGAGAAGAUGAGUCUUCCACAAGAAUUUCCAUCAUUUGGUGUUUUGUUGAUGGUGGUGGAAAAUGCUGUCUCUGGCACCGCUCCGGAAUCUCGCAUUCGUGUUCAUUUGGGUUGAGAACUAGCCUGGAUUUGUCUCAUUUGAGUCUAAGUGUAGACGUAUGCCAUAGUAAGGCUAUUAUUAAGAGCCUGGAAUCCAAACAUGUUUAGUUUUCUAGAUUUUGAUAGAAUCCAGGCUAGAAUCCAAACAUAUUCAGUUUGAUUGCAGGCUAGAAUCCAAAGAGAUUCAGUUUGAUUGGUUCAACCACAGGACUGGAGGGUCAGUGGUGUAGAACUGAUACCAGACCCCAAAGUGCCUCCAGUCCCCAAAUGACAUCCAUAUGACUGGAGCUGAGACACAACCAGGAAUCCAGGAAUUCAAUCAGGACAUAUUGAACACAUGGUUUUAUCUGUUACUACUAUUACAAUUUCUGAAAAUAUUACCGUAAUUGCAAAUAUGCCCAAUAACCUUUGCUCUUUCCCCACAUUUGCGAUCUGUAUUCAUUGAUAUGAUAAUAUAAUUCACUAUACAAUACCUAUGAAAUGUGACCUGCACCUUCUAGAAUGUUUUAAUCUUUUUUAUUUCUCAUGAGUCUGGGAAAAUGCUUACUUUUUACACAUGUCUUACUGGAUGUACAGUGUACCUACCUGCUCAUUGUUUUUCAUAUUAGAUGAUUUUCAAUGUUAAACUUAACCAGUUGUUCACUACAGUACAUAGUCAAUGCAAUAAUAUGUACCUCCAUUUUGUUUUACAUUUGUUUUCCAGGCACCAUUUCCACCAGUUUUCUAACGUCAAUAAGCUCUUAUAUUGUAUAUAAUGUGGAAACGAUUGAAAUUGUAUUUAAGAAUCAAUGUAUAUCAUGUACAGAUAAUAAUAAACAUUAGAAAGAUAUUAAGGUAACAACAAAAAGGAUUGGGUGAGAUGAUUUAAAGGGGACAUUGCAGCAAGGUUAGUUCAAGUCUGUCGUGUAGGCACUGGUGGCCCUGGGUGGGCUUGGGCCCAAUCAGAUUGUGCGGUGUUUAUAGACUCUCUACUUGUCAGUGUUCCAAAAGGGACAUUAUUGGUAUUUUUACCUAAACAUGCGAACACCAUCAGAUAGCCUUCACAGCAAGCAGUGCACUGGAAUGACGUUCAUAUGAACUGGAAUGACAUUCACUUUCAUGGGAUGGGUGGCCAAAAAUAAGUAACUGAAAGCCGCACACCCAAUAAGCCACGAAUAUGACCGCAUUGAGGCAAAUGUCACUGUCCUACUGUUUUCAGCAGAUAUUUUCUGUGCAUUUACAGUGAUGGAUGAAUAAAUAAAGAAUGUAUUUUGUAUUACAAA